Molecule: messenger RNA, 268 nt
Organism: Anastrepha obliqua
Lineage: Eukaryota; Metazoa; Arthropoda; Insecta; Diptera; Tephritidae
Product: RNA-binding protein 24-like
Exons: 2
Coding region: 32-268 (78 amino acids)
Source: RefSeq, a predicted model, not a curated record
UUUAGUAAAGCAGCUAUCAAGCAACCAAAACAUGUUCAAAUAUUUUGCUCUCGUUUUCGUGGCCCUCUUCGCCUUCGCUGCUGCCGAGCCUAAGCCCGCUGUUGUCGCACCAUUGGCCUACUCUGCUCCAUUGGUUGCUUCGCCCUACGCCGCCGCCUACGCCUCUCCGUAUGCUGCUUACACUGCUGCGCCUUAUGCCGCCCUCGCUUCACCUUACGCUGCCUACUCCGCUUACCCAUACAGCGCCGCCUAUGUGCUCCGCAAAUGA